GUCCAGAAGAAGCGCGACGUAAACAAAGCGAGCUACGAUUUUCAGUGGUUUUAGCGGAUAUUCUGGUCUUAUGGAUCCUCCCGAGUCUAACGGAGCGGUCAGUUCGUGUUCUGACCCGGCCGACCCGCUGACGAAGCCCCGAACUGAGCCUUUACCUCCGGCUGUGUUAGCGAGGAUCGAGCGGAACCGACAGAGGGCGCUGCUGCUGAGACAAGCGCGCCUCGCCCGCGCAGCGCCGUCUGCUGGAGACGGUGCAACCGCAGCCAAAGUGAUGAAAACCAUCGACUCUGGCGCUGGAUUCUUCAUCGAGGAAGAGGAGGAGGACAGUGAGCAGAGGACCCUGAAGGUGGUGCAUAAACCGGCCCCGGUCAUGGAGCCGGACUAUCUGAUGUGUGAGGAAUGUUCCAGACCCUUUAUGGAUUCGUAUCUCAGCAACAGCUUCGACCUGUCAGUCUGUGACCAGUGCAGAGAUAACGAAGUGAAGCACCGGCUGAUUUCUCGGACGGAGGCGAAGCAGCUUUUCUUGUUGAAGGACUGCGAUCUGGACCUGCGGGAGCCGCCGCUGCGCUUCGUUCUAAAGAAGAACCCCCACAAUCCCCGCUGGGGGGACAUGAAGCUCUACCUGAAAAUACAGGUGGUGAAGCGCUCUCUGGAGGUUUGGGGCAGCGAGGAGGCGCUGGAGGAGGCCCGCGAGAGCCGAGAGGAGAACCGGGAGGUCCAGAAACAGAAACGCUUCAACAAGAAAGUCAAAGAGUUGAGGCGAGCGGUCCGCAGCAGUAUGUUCAGGAAGGACACCAGCGCCCACCAGCACGAUUACGGUCCAGAGGAGCUGGUGGACGAAGAGGAGGAUCAGUACAGGAAAGUGUGUAAAACCUGCGGACACCAGCUCACUUACGAGAAGAUGUAGAGCCGGCUGCGCUCCAAACCGCACCCUCGCUCACUCAGUAGGGAGCAAGGAAAGAGUGAGGGAGUCAGGCCAAACAGUCGGUGCCGUAUGAGAACAAUCACAGCACUGGAAACCUUCUUUCUUGGAUUUUAUUUAUCAUUAUCUCUCUCAUCUUUCCUCUUUGUUCUGUCAUCCACACAACGGCAUGCGUCAUUUCUAUUACAAGUGGACCAGCAGAAGGAGUGAAAAUUUGCUUUUGUAAUUUUGUAAUAUUAAUAACAGCAAAUAACAUUUUCAUAAGGCACCUUUCUUUUAAGUGUAAAUCUCAAGGUGGAUCAUUAUGUGACAAAUUGACUAAAUUAGACUUUAGUACCAUUCACUCAUAAACCGCCAAAAAACAGCCCCAUACAUCCACCUAUUCAGCCUACAGCAGUUUAGCCCACUUACACCGAAAUUAGAGCUACGUUCACAUUACAAGCCUCG
Messenger RNA from Colossoma macropomum (tambaqui), 1369 nucleotides. It is a transcript of the gene xpa, whose product is annotated as xeroderma pigmentosum, complementation group A. Lineage: Eukaryota; Metazoa; Chordata; Actinopteri; Characiformes; Serrasalmidae. Gene Ontology annotation, biological process: nucleotide-excision repair involved in interstrand cross-link repair; UV-damage excision repair; base-excision repair. The coding region runs from base 71 to 907 and encodes 278 amino acids. Gene Ontology annotation, molecular function: damaged DNA binding. The record is from RefSeq and is a predicted model, not a curated record. The transcript is spliced from 7 exons. Gene Ontology annotation, cellular component: nucleotide-excision repair factor 1 complex.